Messenger RNA from Owenia fusiformis, 1284 nucleotides. NCBI's taxonomy places the organism in Eukaryota, Metazoa, Annelida, Polychaeta, Sabellida, Oweniidae. The record is from the annotation of a GenBank genome assembly.
AACAGGUUUUAAUUGCUAUUGAUCUGUAUAUUUACCCUCAGGAAGGAACGGACAGACAUUGAAAUGAACGUUGAAAAUUACUGUUCGGUAAUAUCGAGAUGACAGAAGGAUAUAUUUAAAUACUAAGUAAAUAAAAGGUAUUAACGUUUCUUUUCGUACACAAAAUCAUUGACGAAAUAUUUACAUUUGUGUUUUUUGCUUUACAAGCAAUGAAAGGAUCGAACAGAAGUCUAUUUUAAGUGCUCUUUUAAAUUCAAAAGUUUUACGUACAUCGAUAAACCUCAUAAUCAAAACAAGGACUCGAUCAUAGUUUGACAGUAAGCUGAUAUCAUAAAUAUGAGUGGUGAUAAUAUAUAUAAUGAACAUAAAAACAGUAAUCAGCAAAACGACAAUGAAAUCAAUAACCCACUGAAUAAAGAGGACAUCGUUAUGAAUUGUGAAACGGAAAAAUUUCACCUCAAGUCAGUAUCGAAUGAUGCUAACAUCUAUCCUACUCCAGAAACACUACAAAAUGUUAAUUUUGUGAAAUUUCCGAUUGUUCUUCACAAAGCUGAUACAAAAGAUGCCGAACGAAAAGGCUCAUGUAAGAACAUCACAGUGAAUAUUUUGGCAUUUUUGCUGGGACUAGCAGCAGGAGGAGUUGUUGGAAUGGCUCUAUUUGAUUCGUUUGAUAUAACGUCUUGGAUGAAACAGAACGACCGAUACAAUUCAAACACAGAUUGGUAUAGUCAGACGGGUAAAGAUGUUUCAUCGCUGUUCAAGUCGCUGAAUACAAUUGGUGAUAAAGAUCGUCCAGAAAAUAUUGCUUGUGUCAUUCUGAGUGACAGGGCUGAGUGGAUCAGGGAUAAUAUUAAGAUCUUCCAGACGUUCCACCCGUUUUGCUCCAGCGUCCAAGUGCGUCCAAAACACUCAAAAAGUUUGCUAUUUUCAGGAAUAGUCUCACAAUAUAUGAAGAUAUCCCAAAUAGAUGACUUAUCGUACCAGAAUGAUGAUGGCUUAAAGAUAAAUCCUCAAUGUGUUGUUUAUUUCAUGGAUGAAGAAGAAAAAAACACCAAUAUAAAAGUUCCUAUUCAUAUUCACAUAAUGGACAAACCUGCAAAAUCUCGAUAAACGUCUGGAAUAUAUAUAUGUAAAAACCUAAAUGCUCAUAAUGUUAACUCGAUCUGAACCAAAGAGUACCGAGUGUACCUUACUGAACUAGUUAGCGCAUUAUUAUGGAUAUGGCUGAGAACGCUCAUUAAUUCAAUUAAAAAUAUUUUUCAACUGAACUAAAACUUUUUGCUU